AUGGAGGCCGGCCUGCUGAGUGCCGUCCUGGGCCUCGUCAUGGUGCAGGUGGAGACGGCCGGGCAGGACCUGGACCUGCAGAAGCCCCUCUCUCAGGCGCUGACCACCACUGGCCCGUGGCGUCCUGUCCUCAAGGACAGGCAGCAGCAGAGGCUGGUUCUCCUGGGGGACUGGCUCUGCCGCAGCUGCAGACAGGCCUGGAUUGCAGGAUUCUGGCGGGAAGUCGGUGUGGCUUCCAACCAAAACCUGGCGCUGAAGACGCCAAAGAGGCUGGAGGCCUUGUUCCUGACCUUCAGCGGAGCCGAGCUGACCGUGAAGGCCGCGUAUAACAGCUCAGGAAGUUGUGAGACAGAAAAAAUAGUAGGCUUAGGAAUCGACAUUUCGGGGAAAUUCGUUUUUCCUGGCCACAGGGAGAUCCGCGUGGUGGACACGGACUACGAGCGCUACGCCAUCCUGCGGGUGUCCCUCCUCUGGCAGGACAAGGACUUCCAUGUGCUCAAGUACUUCACUCGGAGCCUCGAGGAUGAGUUUGAACCAGGCUUCUGGAGGUUCCGGGAGAUGACGGCAGACACGGGGCUUUACCUUGUGGCCCGGCAUGGGAGGUGUGCCAAGCUCCUGAAGGAGGUCCUGGGCCUCCAGGGUCGUGACUCCAGGCUGCUGGGUGGGGACCUGGAGGCUGGGGGCGCCAGGGCAGGGCUGGGAGCUGAUCUAGAGGGGCCCCCGCCCCCAGGCCCGGAUGCUGGAGCCCCCGCACCCGCCUCUCCAGCCGCCCUGCCCCAGGGCCGCCUGCACCCGCUCCAAUAA
Messenger RNA from Ceratotherium simum simum (southern white rhinoceros), 804 nucleotides. NCBI's taxonomy places the organism in Eukaryota, Metazoa, Chordata, Mammalia, Perissodactyla, Rhinocerotidae. The record is from RefSeq and is a predicted model, not a curated record.